CCGCCUCCUCUUGAAGCUAGAGCGGCCGAGCAACCAUGGCGGCGUCGGCAGGGGCGGCCUCGGGUUCCGUGUGGUGUUGCCUGCGCUGGGCUUGUUGUGGAGAAGGCAGCGCCGGUCACAUUCCUCUCAAGGAGAUGCCGUCGGUGUUGCUGGACACGCAACAGAUGGGAACAGAUGUUGUCGUUGUUAAAAAUGGACGACGAGUAUGCGGUACAGGGGGUUGCUUAGCUAAUGCUCCUUUGCAUCAGAACAAGAGCUAUUUUGAGUUUAAAAUCCAAUCUACAGGAAUCUGGGGUGUUGGAGUUGCAACUCAGAAAGUCAACUUGAAUCAAAUUCCUCUUGGGAAUGAUGUGAAUAGUCUAGUUCUAAGAAAUGAUGGGACUCUUUACUACAACAAUGAAGAAAAAAACAGAUUGCCAGCAAACAGUCUGCCACAGGAGGGUGAUGUUGUAGGAAUUACAUAUGACCAUGUAGAACUAAACGUUUAUUUAAAUGGAAAAAAUAUGCACUGUCCAGCCUCAGGAAUCAGAGGAACAGUCUUCCCUGCAGUCUAUGUUGAUGAUAGUGCCAUUUUGGAUUGUCAGUUCAGUGAUUUCUGUCAUGCUCCUUCUGCAGGUUUUGAAAAGAUACUCUUUGAACAGCAGAUUUUCUGAAGGUUCCUGCUGCAGAUUGAUUAACUAGCACUUUUUACAACCCAUUCUUUCAAACUUCACAUUAUUCCCACAAUAUUAAUGUUGCAUUUGAUUAGUCUAUUUAAUGUUUGGGAAAAUAUCAUUUUAUCUAGAAACUAUGUUGCUGGUUUAGAUUUUCCUACUGUUUGUGAUAUGGAUAGUAUUUGUAUUUGAUGUAAAGAGAUAAAGCUGACAGUAUUUAGUGACCAUGGACUCUUAAGAAUGCUGUAUAAUAUGCUAUACACUAAAAUUGUUUUGUAAAUGUUGCAUAUCCAUAAUAUAGCAGAGUCUAAUGGUUAUUCAGCAAUGUUUCUCCAAUAUGUGUAGUAAUUAGAGAAAGUAAUUACAAGUAUUUUGAGGAUAACAACAGUGAAAACAUUGAUACCUGUUAUCCUUUUUAAGCACUGGGGUUCUAAUGUUUAUUUCUGAGCAUUUGUGUUAAAAUUAGAAUAAAUUGCUGACUAUUAAAAGCCAGGCUGCUGAUAUCUAUUGUACAAAAGCUUUCAAUGGAACAAACAAAAUAGUACCGAAUAGCCUGUUACUUGUUGUGAUAAAACUUUAUUUUUUUAAUUCUUGAUUACAUUUUUGGAGUUCUCCAAAAAUAUAAAAUGUACAGGCUGCUCUUCUAUUCAUUUUUAUGGUUAUUUUAAAUUGCUUUUCUUGUGCACUGAGAAAAUAUAUACAGCAUUCUUGUACAUCCAGAACUAUGAAACCUGCUGUAAGGAAAUUGCUAUAUCAGAAUUAUAAGCCUUUGUCCUUGUAUUUUGUUGUGAGAGGUAGGGAGUGGAAAUAACUUUCUGAGAUUCUGUUGUCACAUUUCAUAUAUUUAACUAUACCAUGGCAAAUAAGUGAAAAGGUGAUUUGCUCUAUUUUGUUAUAUAGGCUUUGUAGUCUUAAGAGAUUGAAGGAAUGUGCAUUCUUCAUAAUAUACUAAUGUUAGAAAAACUUACCUAUUACCUUUAUUAUUCCUCAGGGAGGUGUCCUUUUUCAGGCCUUGUAGGAAAUUCUUUUCCAACAGCCAAUUACAAAUACACAUAUGAAUUUAGUUUGUGCUAUUGGCAAAUAUUCUGGAACUACAAAAUCCACACUUGGAAAGAUAUGUAUAAAAUGCUUACUAUGCUACUAUAAAGUUGAUCCUCUUAAAAUUAAAGAUAGUUUAUUCUAACAUAUGUGUAAAGAACAUCUCUUUUGGUUAUUAGGGCAUUUGAAAAGAUGAAAAAGUUGUAGCUGAGAAAAUAAAUCUAAAAUAUUUUUAGAAUUCAAUUUGAUUUAAAAUGCAUUCCCAAAUUUUAAAUAUAUGCUAUCCUGGAUAAUUUUUAUUUCAUGCUCUUUUCCUUGUCCUCUUAAAAGCAUCUGUUUGGCUACAGCAGAGAUAGCAUAUUUUAUUUAUAAUAUUAAAUAUGAAUUUAACCUCUACCAUUUUAAUAUUUUGGCCUCUAAUCUAGUUUUUGUUCAACCAUGUUUACUCUUGUGAUCUUCAAACACUACAUAAAUAUGAAUGUGAUCCUCAAGUCAAAACAGAUUUUCCUCCAUUGUGUUACUGGAAGUCUGAUAACACGUUUUGGGAUUUAACCUAUUCUGUAUCUUCAAUAGCAUAUUUAUUGAACAUUUCAUAUAUUAUCUGUCAAUAUUAAAGGUUUUACAAACCAUCACAUUUUCUGAAUGUAGGUUUUCAAAAUAAAUUGUUGCUUAUGUACUCUCUAAUAAAAUAAGCUUAAAGAAUCUGUAGAA
Crotalus tigris (Tiger rattlesnake) is the source of this 2402-nucleotide messenger RNA. RefSeq names its product SPRY domain containing 7 (gene SPRYD7). The transcript is spliced from 5 exons. The record is from RefSeq and is a predicted model, not a curated record. Gene Ontology annotation, molecular function: protein binding. The coding region runs from base 36 to 653 and encodes 205 amino acids. NCBI's taxonomy places the organism in Eukaryota, Metazoa, Chordata, Lepidosauria, Squamata, Viperidae.